AUGGAAGUGAUUCUAGACUUCACCAAGGAACUUGAUGUGUCGGUUUUCGACCAAGUGGUCACGUCCUUUUAUGCUGGAGGACCUGAUCAGAAAAGAGCACAAGAAGUGUUGAAUCAAUUCCAAGAACACACUGAUAGUUGGACAAGAGCUGAUACUAUUUUGACUAAGAGCAGUAAUGCUCAAUCAAAAUAUAUUGCCUUGAGUUGUCUCAACAAAGCAAUUCAAUAUAGAUGGAAAACGCUUCCUGAAAAUGAACGGUUGGGGAUCCGGAAUUUUAUUGUUCAAAUGAUCAUUUCAAUGUGUGAUGAUGAUCAUACUUUUGAACAUGAAAGGGCUUUGAUUAAUAAGAUUGAUUUGACUUUAGUUUCCGUUUUGAAACAAGAAUGGCCUCAUAAUUGGCCUCUGUUUAUCCCCGAGAUUGUGUCGUCUUCAAGAAGUUCAUUUAAUGUUUGUGAAAACAAUAUGAUCAUCUUGAAGUUAUUAAGUGAAGAGGUUUUCGAUUUCAGUCAAGAUCAGUUGACGCAAGCCAAGGCAACUCAUUUAAGGCAAAGUAUGCAAUCGGAAUUUCAAGAAAUCUUCAAAUUAUGUUAUGAAGUACUUGAUAAAACAACUAAACCAAGUUUGAUCAUUUCAACCUUAAAUUGUUUGUUGAAAUAUAUUCAAUGGAUCCCCAUUGAAUAUAUAUUUCAAACUAACUUAUUAGAAUUAUUGGUUAAGAAGUUAUUGGAACCAGCACAAUUUAGAUCGUACACAAUUAAAUGUUUGACUGAAGUUUGGCAAUUGAAAUCAUCUCUGCAUGAUGAUCAAAUUGUUUUGACGUUUAGAGGUACUAUGGAAAUCAUUUAUCAGAUUAUCCCCAUUGAAACAAACUUAAGGGAUUCUUAUAAAUUGGCAAAUUCAAAUGAUCAAUCUUUUUUACAAGAUUUCGCUCUUUUCUUGUGUACCUUUUUAUCCAAUCAUUUAUCAUCAUUAGAAAAGACCCCUGAUUUGGAACCACUUUUGAUCAACUCCUUAUCAUACUUGAUUGAAUUGUCUCGCAUUGAUGAAAGAGAAUUAUUUAAAACUUGUUUGGAUUUGUGGUCUUCGUUUGUUCAUGAUUUGUUUGAAGAAAUCGAACGGGUCCCUGCAUCAGAACGGAAUCCCUUGGCUCAAAUGAGUUAUCAACGGAAUGUUAGACCUACCUCAAAUGGCGCUCCAAACCCUGCUAUUUUGGAAAAAUACCCUUUGAGACAACAUAGAUAUAAAGACAUUUUAUCAAGAUUGAGACUAGUUCUUAUUGAAAACAUGGCCAGACCUGAAGAAAUCACCAUUGUGGAAAACGAUGAAGGUGAAAUUGUUCGUGAAUUCAUUAAGGAUAGUGAUACCAUUUCCUUAUAUAAAUCCAUGAGAGAAUGUUUAGUUUAUUUGACUCAUUUGAAUGUUGUGGAUACUGAAAGGAUCUUAAGUGAUAAAUUGGCUAAACAAAUUGAUGGUUCCGAAUGGUCAUGGCACAAUAUUAAUACCUUAUGUUGGGCCAUUGGAUCUAUUUCUGGUACUAUGAAUGAAGAUAUGGAAAAAAGAUUCCUUAUUGCCGUUAUCAGAGAUCUUUUAUCAUUAACAGAAAUGAAAAGAGGUAAAGAUAACAAGGCAGUGGUUGCUUCUAACAUCAUGUAUAUUGUUGGACAAUAUCCAAGAUUCCUUAAAGCUCAUUGGAAAUUUCUUAAAACAGUUGUCAACAAGUUAUUUGAGUUUAUGCAUGAAACACAUGAAGGUGUCCAAGAUAUGGCAUGUGAUACCUUUAUCAAGAUCACCACCAAGUGCAAACGUCACUUUGUUGUUGUUGAACCACAAGAAAGUGAACCAUUUAUCAAUGAAAUCAUCAAUAGGAUCCAAUCAAUCACAGAAGAUUUACAACCCCAACAGGUCCACACUUUUUAUGAAGCUUGUGGGAUCAUUAUAUCUGCUCAAACUGUUGCUGAACAAAGAGAAAAGUUGUUAUCUCAAUUAAUGGAGUUACCAAAUACUGCUUGGAGAGCUAUCAUUGAUCAAGCUAGUAAGGAUCCUCAAUUAUUAGUGAACACCGAGAGUGUCAAGAUUAUUGCCAAUAUCAUCAAAACAAAUGUUGCUGUAUGUAAGGCAUUAGGACCUGGAUUUUAUCCUCAGUUAGGCUUGAUGUAUGUUGAUAUGCUUCUGUUGUAUAAGGCGGUUUCAACUAUGAUUUCUGAUGCUGUUUCAAAGGAGGGGAUCAUUGCUACCAAGACCCCUAAGGUUAGAGCAUUAAGAACCAUUAAAAAGGAAGUGCUUAAAAUGGUUGAAACUUAUAUUAAUAAGGCUACCAAUUUGGAUGAAAUAGUUCGUGAUUUAGUUCAACCAUUAUUCGGAGCAGUUUUAGAUGAUUAUAAGCUGAAUGUUCCUGAUGCUAGGGAUGCCGAAGUGUUGAAUUGUAUGACAGCUGUUGUGAUCCAUGUGGGUCAUUUAAUUCCUGAAGGAGUGGUGUUCAUAUUACAGAAUAUCUUUGAAUGUACUUUGGAUAUGAUCAAGAAUGAUUUUGUUGAAUAUCCAGAACAUCGUGUCGAGUUCUACAAGUUGUUGAGAGCCAUCAAUGAACAUUCCUUUUCUGCGUUGUUACAAUUGAGUGGUGAAGCCUUCCAAUCUUGGAUCAACGCAGCAUUAUGGGCAUUUAAACAUUCAAACAGAGAAGUGGAAGAAAAUGGAUUGCAUUUGAUGUUGAAACUAUUACAGAAUGUUGAAAACGUUGGUGAUACUCCCUUCACUCGUGCAUUCUAUGAAAACUUUUAUUUCCAAGUUCUUUCUGAUACUUUCUAUGUUGUUACUCAACCAGAUCAUAAAUCAGGAUUCACAUUCCAAGCUGAAGUGCUUGCUCAAUUAAUCCAUCUUGUACAAGAUAAUGUCAUCAAGUACCCAUUGUACACUCCAAAGCAAGCACCAGAGAACACUUCCAAUUAUGAAUAUUUGAAACAAUAUUUGGGAAAUUUGUUAUUAUCUGCAUUCCCUAACUUGCAACAACUGCAAUUGACCAAUUUUCUUAACGUUUUAACCGCUGUAUAUGGAGACUUGAUUAAAUUCAAGAGUACUUUAAGAGAUUUCCUUGUACAAAUUAAGGAAUUUGGUGGUGACCCAACUGAUUAUUUGUUUGAAGAAGAUAAACAAUUAGAACGGGAAGAUCAAAAUAGAAUCCAGAGAGAACGUGCUCUUCAAAUUGGUGGGUUAAUUAAACCUUCUGAAAUGGAUGACUAA
Molecule: messenger RNA, 3237 nt
Organism: Lizanozyma spartinae
Lineage: Eukaryota; Fungi; Ascomycota; Pichiomycetes; Serinales; Debaryomycetaceae
Gene: CRM1
Product: exportin
Exons: 1
Coding region: 1-3237 (1078 amino acids)
Biological process (GO): ribosomal large subunit export from nucleus; protein export from nucleus; ribosomal small subunit export from nucleus
Cellular component (GO): nucleus; cytoplasm
Molecular function (GO): small GTPase binding; nuclear export signal receptor activity
Source: RefSeq, a predicted model, not a curated record